AUGACUGAGCCCCUGUCGCCCUCCCAGCGCCGAACUUCGUCACUCGCAAACACAGCAACAACAAGCGUCACCUACCAACACGCGACUGCAACCCGCGCCUUCCCCCCCAAACGACCGCAGACCCUCUCCUCCAUACACAGCAUCGAGAAACUGAGACACAUCCGAUCCAAUAGCGACGCGUCAUUGCUUCGAGGAGCGCCCAAAAUCCAACCGAGUCCGGGGUCGAGCAAGUCCAGGCCGCUGACAGCAGGCGGAGCGCUUGAAUCGCACGGCACCACACGCAACGAUACAGUACAGAGCCCGUAUCCGCCGGAUGGACCGAAGAUGGCUCAAGACGAGGACGUGCGCACGUUCGACCUACCGGACUCGGAUCUGCCCCCUCUACCCCUAGACAGCGAUGGCAGUUUCCUGCUGGAGUCUAGCGAGCUGGCCCAUAGUAACAUACAGAGCGACGGGAGCGCAUUGAUGGAGCGGGAGAUGAAGCGAAAGCUGAUGGAUGUGGAGUCGAGCUUCCUUCCGGAGGUCUCUCCCGGAGCGCUGGUGGGGGGUGUUGUUGGCGCAGACGAUACCUACGUCUUUGGAGGGUCCUUAGGCGGCGCAAGGCCAGGCUCGCAGCCGAAGGAGAAAGAUGGAACUCAGAGUGUACCGAGGAGUCAGUCGGAUAGCAUGCCGCUCGAUAAUUCAGACGCCGCACCGACCCCUUCCGACGCUUACCAAACACCGGCACCGUACAAAUAUGACCAUGAAGCGCAGAGCGAAGACGGAGCCGACCGUGAGUCAAGAGUGGAGGAUGGGCAGCCACCGGCGCAGGAGCCACCAUCUUCACCCGCGGCUGCUGCUGCUGAGCGGACGUUGUCUCGAGCGAUACACGUAGUGGCAGUGAAUUCCCAUGGCCAAUCUCCUACUAAGAGUGAAACACCGCGACCCGAGUCAGCUGAUGGGGAUGCUCACUCUUCAAAUUCGCGCCCCAUCUCGCGAGCAUCAACAGUCAAAGCCUCUUCAUCCGCCCUACAGGCAGUGACUUCUUCUUCACCUCUUCCAUCUGAACAAUCACCAACGGCACAUGACAGCGCGCCUACGCCAAGAAUAUCGGGACAACCUCCUACACGUCCAGCGAAGCGCCCUAGCUACCUAAGAAACCGCCAAACUAGCCAGCGAUCCUCAACCUCGUCCUUUACAAACAGGUCAGAAAUGUCAGGAGAGAGUGAUGCGACACUGGGGGCCGACUAUGCGUUACAAACAGGCGGCGCUGCACCUAGUUCCAGUGAACGUCGUCCAACUUACGGCCUCUCACGAUUACCGAGUCUAGGCAGCAUUGCAUCAUCCGUGUCCGGAUGGAGUGAAUCGCCAUCGUUCGAACGAACAGGACUCUCCUUGCCGACAGGGUUACAACAUGAGACAACGCUUGAAACGCUUGCAGAGGAGGGAAAGCCGCGCUCCGCUUCGCCGCCUGCAACCCCACGUUUGGCGAGCUCAGUUGCGACGGGUCCGACGGAUACAAUUAUCGCGCAGCAUGUGCAAAACAUCCAGGUUCCUGACACAAUUGCAAGGGAAUAUAGGGAGAGGCACGGGCCUCGACCUUCUACGACAGAGUCAAUGGCUCUUUCCUUCCAGCAACGGAAGAACAAUCUAACCCUGAAGGAGCAAAAUAGCAAGAUAGACAAGCUAAGUAAGGAGAACUUCGAUCUGAAGCUCAAAAUCCAUUUCCUGGAUCAAGCGCUGCAGAACCGGUCUGAUGAGGGCGUCAAAGACAUGAUCAACAAGAAUGUGCAACUACAGACUGAUCUUGCCAACGAGAAAAAGGAGAACCAGUUUUUGCGGCGGACAGUGCGGGACCUGGAGCGCAAGCUCAAGGCGCAGGAGGACGGUUUGGCCGCAGCUCAAGCGACUAGCGGAUCUGAAGACCAAAAGAGUAACCACUCUUCGCGCGCUGAAGGAAUGGAGGAAGAGAUUACGUACUUACGAGAGAUGCUGCAACACUCCGAGGUGGAGAUAGAAAAGCUUCGCGAAGAGAGCCUGGCAAAGGAAGUUGAGAAGCGGCGGAUGGCUGAAUAUGUCAAGAGCAUGGGCGAUCGCAGGGGCUCAGAACCCAGCGCCGGUGCCAGCGAAGCCAUGGAUAUGCUGCGUGACCUGCUAGAGGCGGAGACGGCUCGUCGAGAGCAAGCUGAUGAGGACAACCAGAAGCUGCGGGAAGAACUGAUCCGGCUGAAGAGUGAGACCAUGUCAACGACUACCACCAACCACGUGCGGAAUAUUUUCCACAUCAGCAAGCGAAACCAGCGUACAUCGUUUACUACGAAGUCUCAGUCCGAAGGGUCUGAGCAGGCUCACGAGCGUAAUGGCGCCGUUAGCACUUCCAGCUUCACUUUCGUUGACCAACUAAAGCACGAGAAUGACGAGUUGCAGCGCAAGCUGGGCGCACAAGUGUCUAUGCUGACAACCCAACGCCGAGACAAGGAGAGACUGCAGCAGGAGAUCGAAGACCUGAAGCUCGCACAGCGGAGAGGUGACGGAGUGCGGUCAGUCGCUGGCGACAGCAUCCUCGAGCGCUCAGUAUCACGCACCCACCAACGAUCUCUCUCACGGGCUAGCGGCGCUACACGCAUCACCCAACAAACCCAGAUCAGCGACGCAGAGCGUGAGGAAUAUGAGAACAAGCAAGCCGCUCUGCGGGACGAUCUCGCGCAGACAAAGCUACUCAAUCAGCAACUGGAACAAGAGCUGAAUGCGCAUCUGGAUCUUCUCACACAAACUGAGAACGAGGUGCGAGCGCUGAAAGCCGAGAGAGAUCUGACCACAGAGGACCUGCGGGCAUUGCAAGCAGAGCGUGACGAAGCAUUACUAUCGCUGCAGGAGAAGGAAGCGGAGUACGACAAUCUGCGAGUGGAAGCAGAAGACAUCAUCGCGAAGCUCGAAAACGAGAUAGACCAGAAGGAAUCUGAACUCAACCGCAUGGGGACGGACUUAGAGAAUCGUACCGAAGACUUCACCGCCCUCCAAGCCGAGAUGAGAAAUGUCAGUGAGAGCCUGAUAGCGCUCGAGGAUGAUCGAGACGCGAGCCAACGCAAGAUCCAGAGCUUGGAGCAAGAUAUCGAAGACGCCAACCGGGAGCUCGAUGCGCUGGACAAGCGUCUGCAGGAGGCUCUAGCUAAGAACCAGCGGCUCGAGAUUCAGUCCGAGUCCAGCCAAGGCGAGAUAGCUUUCUUACGCGAGGAGCAGGAAGGCGACAAGAUCAAGAUCGGCGAACUCGAAGCUGCUCUUAAUGCUGCUCAGUCCAACGUUCAGGACGAGAAGGAGAAGCUGUACGAGCUUGAGCAGCAGUACGCGAUCGAGAAGCGGCAGCGCGAGGCGCUCGAGAGUCACGAGAAAGGUGAGGUGCAGAAGAUGCUCACUGAACUCAACAUGCAAGCACAGAAGUCGAAGGAUGAAGUUCGCCGACUGAGGAAGAACCUCUCAUCCAAAGAAGUCGAGGCAACGACAUGGAAAGACAGGCUCGAUGAUCUGGAAAACAGCCUGCGAGAGGCACUUGGCAGUCUUGACGGCACCAAAGCCGGCUUCCUCAAGGUAGAUACCGCUAACAUCCCCUCCACCAAGUACAUUAUUCUUAAGCACGUUCAGGACAUCCGCAAGCUGCAGCUUGAUCUCGACACCACUGUCCAGCAGCUCGACACUGCACGCCACGAUCUCGCCGAGAAAAACCGGUUCCUCAAGGACCGUGACACCCUCCUCGAAAACGCCGCCCUCGACACGCGCCGCCUCUCCGAACUGCUCGACAAAGAGCGCCAAGCCCGCAAACAAGACCGCCACCAACACGAGCAAUCCCUCCGCAGCCACCAAUCCACCGCCCGUACCAUCACACAGCACGAAACCCGCGUCGCAGAGCUCGAAACAGCACGCAGCCACGACCGGCGCAAACUCGCGCAGCUGGAGCAGCAGUACCGCGAUCAGCUCCUCGAGCGGCACAACCUGCUCCUCGCGCUAUGGAACCGACUGUCCACGCUCUGCGGCGCGGAGUGGGCACAGGCCAACAGCCUCGUCGCCGGCGAGCUGCCCAGCCUCGAGCUCAUCGCCAAAAACCUCCCGGGCUUCAGCAAGAACGUCAUCCUGGCCGUCAAGACGGUCGAGAGCCUCAUCGGCGGCUUCAGGCAGCGCAUCCGCGGCAUCGAGAAGGAGCUGUGGCGGGAGUACCAGAACCUGGAGCACGCGCUGGAUGUGCGCUCCAAGCGCAUGGACGCGCUCGAGAAAGCCGUCGCGAGUGGCGGCGCUGCCGCCAAACGGCCUUCCGCGAGCCGCAGCUCGUCGCGCACGUCCGAGACCUCCGAGGUAGUGAAGCUGAAGGGCGAGAACAAGCUGCUGAAAGCCGAGCUCCAGUUCCAGCGCCAGACUGCGGCACCGCGGCCGGGCAUGGAGCGCGCCGAGACGCUCCACCCAGAGAGCGCGGCCAGGAGCCCCGCUAGAGCGAGUAUAGGCCCGCAGCUCCUGCGCACGCAUUCGACAAGCGCGGUUGAGGUUUUGCAGCACCAGCACCAGCAACACCAGGGCGGAGAGCAGCAGCAACAGCUGUAUAGUGCGCCCCUCCAGCCGAGCGAGAAGCGGUGGCUCCAUCGCCUCAGGGAGCUGGAGCGGAGGCUGAAGGCGGAGAGGGAGGCGAGGCUGCUGGAUAGGAGUGGGGCGAGGAAGCGGCUGGAGGAGGGGAGGCUGGAGAACGAGGAGUUGAGGGCGCUGUUGGAGCGGGAGAGGGAGAGGCGGAGGGGGAGUUUAGCGGAGAGUGACGAGGGUGGGGUGUAG
Coniosporium apollinis CBS 100218 is the source of this 4788-nucleotide messenger RNA. RefSeq lists its product as uncharacterized. The record is from RefSeq and is a predicted model, not a curated record. Gene Ontology annotation, cellular component: microtubule organizing center. The transcript is spliced from 2 exons. NCBI's taxonomy places the organism in Eukaryota, Fungi, Ascomycota, Dothideomycetes. Bases 1 to 4788 code for a protein of 1595 amino acids.